Molecule: messenger RNA, 1572 nt
Organism: Pleurotus ostreatus (oyster mushroom)
Lineage: Eukaryota; Fungi; Basidiomycota; Agaricomycetes; Agaricales; Pleurotaceae
Exons: 10
Coding region: 1-1572 (523 amino acids)
Biological process (GO): adenylate cyclase-modulating G protein-coupled receptor signaling pathway
Cellular component (GO): heterotrimeric G-protein complex
Molecular function (GO): G protein-coupled receptor binding; guanyl nucleotide binding; G-protein beta/gamma-subunit complex binding
Source: RefSeq, a predicted model, not a curated record
AUGCGCACUCCCUCCAUCUACAGCCAGGACGACCCGAUCUCGGCGGCUCUCCAGCCAGCCUCAGAUGAGACAGAGACCGAGCGCAAAGCCCGUCUCGAGCAGGAGGCAGAGGCAAAGCGAAUCUCAGAGGAAAUCGACGAAGAGCUUCGUUUGGAAAGGGAAAGGAUUAAACGCUCCAAGGGCGACGUGAAGCUUCUGCUUCUGGGACAAGCCGAAUCUGGAAAAUCUACUCUGCAAAAGCAAUUCCAGCUCAUGUACAAACCACAUACUUUGGAACAAGAACGCGCUUCCUGGCGGACUGUCGUCUACUUCAACGUUGUGCACUCAAUAAAGCAUAUAUUAAACGUCCUCGAAGCCUGGGAUGACGGGUUGGAGGAUGAGAUAGCAGACAUGGACGACUCUGCCUCAAUUGCGCCUUUCACCUCUCGUCACAUCAUCACUAUGUCGGAACAGCCGUCGCCGUCAACAUCAUUAACGAGUUCUCCGCACACGGCCACCAAUGGUUUACCUUCGUCUCCGCCAAGAAGCGAGGCUAUCGAGGAAGCUGCUCGAGUACAAAACGGCGCCGUUCCCAUCGCCCCCAUUCGACGGCGCUUGACCUCUCUUGUCGCCGCUGACAAGCAACUGGCCGAUCGGCUAAGCGGAGGCAUUACUGUUUCGGGGUCCGGUAAAGGUGGAGUCUUCGUCCGCAGUGGAUGGCAGGCUCGGGCUAUCGAGAACGCGCUGGGUCGCGUCAAACGAAACAAGCGUACUUCGACAGACGCGGACACUAAACCCAGUAGGGAAAGUAUAUCUACAUCAGAGAACGCCGACGAUGCCUUAGUGCAAGAAGUGGGACGUUUACUCGAAAGCAGCAAGGAAGACAUCCAGAUACUUUGGAGCCAUCCUACUGUCAAAGCUUUGAUGACAAAACGGAAGCUAAAGUUGGAUGAAUGGUCUGAGUUCUUCUUGAGUCACAUCACCCGUGUGGCAGCGCCCGAUUACAUUCCAACAACAGAUGAUAUUUUACACGCUCGAAUACAAACCAUGGGCGUUGCAGAACAUGUAUUUGAUGUGAACAUUCACGGUAAAUCCGUGGCAUGGCACUUAUACGACGUUGGUGGUGCUCGUGGGCAACGACACACAUGGGUACCGUACUUUGACGACGCCAAUGCCAUCAUAUUCGUGGCUCCAGUCAGUGCCUUUGACCAGUACCUGGAGGAAGAUCCUCGUACGAAUCGAAUUGAUGAUUCUCUGCAACUGUUCACGCAAAUCUGCUCCAACGCGUUGUUGAAGAACGUUCAUCUGGUUCUCUUCCUUAACAAGACAGAUUUACUGAAGAACAAAAUUGAUGCGGGCGUGAGAGUCCGCAAAUACAUUACCUCGUUCGGAGAGCGGUCAAACGACUACGAAACAGUUAUUCAGUACUUCCGCGCUCACUUUUUGCAAGUCCACCGGAGGAACAAUGAGAAUCGUAGAGUAUUGUACACGCAUUUCACCAGUGUUGUGGAUACCAAGACGACUCAACGAAUCAUUGGGAACGUCCGUGACUCCAUAUUCCGCGGCUACCUUCAAUCUGCAGCACUCGUGUAA